Molecule: messenger RNA, 2049 nt
Organism: Aspergillus niger
Lineage: Eukaryota; Fungi; Ascomycota; Eurotiomycetes; Eurotiales; Aspergillaceae
Exons: 9
Coding region: 1-2049 (682 amino acids)
Molecular function (GO): FAD binding; oxidoreductase activity
Source: RefSeq, a predicted model, not a curated record
AUGACCGUCCCCAAGUCAAAGGAAGCACACGUCCUUAUUAUCGGCGCAGGUAUCACAGGCCUUAUCCUCGCACAGUCUCUCAAGAAGGCCGGCAUCCGCUACUCCAUCUUCGAAAAGGAGGUGUCUAUGAACUACCGCAGCAAUGAAUGGACUAUGGCUAUCCACUGGUCCCUCGACCGUCUGCGCGACAUCCUCCCCGCCGACCGUUUCGCACACAUGGAGUCCGUCUCGUGCAACCCUGAUGUUGCCCUGGACGCUGGCGGAAACUAUCCCAUCAUUCAUGGGGAAACAGGCCACCUGAUUGCCGGUGUACCGUAUGCCAAAGGACUGCGGGUUCCGCGCAGUAAGAUGCGGGAUCUGUGUAGCAAGGGGAUUGAAGUCCAGUACGGAAAGAACCUGAUCGAUGUGGCGUUCACUGAAAGCCAAAAAGGAGUAGUUGCAUUCUUUGAUGAUGGUUCCAUGGUCUCUGGAACUAUCCUUAUCGGUGCGGAUGGGCCUCGUUCGAAGGUCCGUGAGUUCGCAAUGGGCUCGGCUGAGAAGGCGGCUGUUAGCCGCUUUCCCAUCUUUCAUACUAAUAUGACCGUUACCUACAACGAUGCUGAGAAAGCUAGGUAUGUAAGGCAGCGAUUUCCGACGAGUUAUCUGGCUUUGAGUGACAAGUCGUAUCAUGCGUUCCAAUCCAUCUCGAGCAUGCCUGAUGGCCCCGAUCAUCCCGAAUCAUGGGUCUUUCACUUGGCUAUGGCCUGGUUCAUGGAACACGGUCAACCUGCUACUUACCGCGAGAGAUUAGACAUGAUUCGCGAGAAAGCCCAAAGUCUGGCUGAGCCGGCUCGGUCCUCGUUCACUUGGAUUCCAGAUGAUACGCAGGUCCAUAAAGCUGAUAUCAGCUACUGGGUUACCCAGCCUUGGGAUAAUCGGCAGGGCAGAUUGACAUUGAUCGGGGACGCAGCGCAUCCGAUGCCGCCGUACAGAGGGCAGGGACUCAAUCACUGCAUAUGUGAUACGUCUCACCUUUUGGCUGGCAUUCAGAAGGUUGUAGCCGGUACGGCUACUCUGAAAGAGGCUAUUACUGCGUACGAAGCGGAGAUGAUUCCCCGCGGUCGCGAAGAGGUCAAGUGCUCGGUCGAGAACGGGUACAUGCUGCAUGAUUGGGAUCAAGUCCGUGAGAGUCCUGUUUUCCGACAAGGGUUCCGGCCUAUGAGUGGACACGAUAGAGGUCCUACAUUUGAAAAGAAUGUUGCUUACGUUGUGUCUAAAAUGCUGCUUGUCAGUGCGGCAUUGCGUCUACUACAACACAAUGGUGCAGCCUUGAUAUAUGCAUCUCAUAUGAUUGCAGAGGCCGAAGCCCAUUCGUCCAGAGCCCGUGAGCAUUGCUAUCCAACCAACUUGGGUACUUCGAAAAGCAGUACGUACAAGCCAUGGUAUGAUGUCUAUGGUGGAAGCAUUCAACAACAGAAAAGACAGGGAUAUAUCAGCAAAGCCAUGUGCGCCAUUUCCGGGAAUGAAAACUUGGGUGUGCGAGCGCGUGUCUUGAUGUCUGAACCAGCACGUAAGGCUGACAGUCUUUCCAUAAUCUGUACGACAUCCGAUCAUCUGACAGGGAUUCCGACCUCAUGCCUAUCGCAAUUUAUCGAUACGGUGCUUAGGAUGGCCUCUGAACGCCUCUACGCUUUGACAAUCUAUGGCUAUCGCAAGCCAGGUAUGCCUGAAGAUGAAUACCAUCGCUACCUGAGUGAGCACCAUGCCGUUCUGGUGAGGAAUCAUCUCGUGAAGAUGGGUAUUGUCAGAUACACUCUGACGCACAACACAUCCGAGACAAAGGAGAUGAUGAAGCGUAUCUUUGGAGACCUUCCAGAGGGACAUACCUCUGAUUGUGACUGCUUGGCCCAGAUUAUGUUUCGUGAUGUGGAGGAUUAUGUCCGCGCUCGGAAUGACCCCCACUAUAAGGAGGUUAUCUUUCCCGAUCAUGCCAACUUUGCCGACUCAAGUAGAACACUAUUUGUGACUGGUUGGGUGGAGUGCCAUAUUGUGGAUGGAGGGAUAGUCUAA